Messenger RNA from Glarea lozoyensis ATCC 20868, 1257 nucleotides. RefSeq lists its product as uncharacterized. NCBI's taxonomy places the organism in Eukaryota, Fungi, Ascomycota, Leotiomycetes, Helotiales, Helotiaceae. The coding region runs from base 1 to 1257 and encodes 418 amino acids. The transcript has 3 exons. The record is from RefSeq and is a predicted model, not a curated record.
AUGCCAUUUUCGAAGAUUGCCACUCUUGCAACUGCAGUUGCAUUUGCAUCAAAGGUUGCCUGCCAUGGCACCGUCACCGGCAUUGUUGCGGAUGGCGUCUACUACCAGGGUUACAGUGCCAACUUCCAAUAUAUGGCGGCAGAGCCCGUAGUUGUAGGAUGGAGCACCCCACAAAACCAAGGCAAUGGUCCAAUUACUCCAGACGCAUACGCUACCUCAGAUAUUAUCUGCCAUCUGGGUGCAACUAACGCCCAGACUUCGGCCAAAGUUGCUGCUGGAGGAACUGUUGAAUUGCAAUGGACAGCAUGGCCUGAGUCUCACCACGGCCCAGUCAUCGACUACCUCGCACCUUGCUCCGAUGGGGAUUGCAAGACCGUUGAUAAAACAACUUUGGAGUUCUUCAAGAUCGAUGGAGUUGGUCUCAUCGACGACACAACCGUUCCAGGGACCUGGGCUGACGAUCAGCUUAUUGCCAACAACAAUACAUGGGCAGUCACUAUUCCUUCUGAUAUCGCUCCUGGCCAUUACGUUCUCCGCCACGAAAUCAUCGCUCUGCACUCCGCCGGAGAGACCAACGGUGCUCAAAACUACCCACAAUGUUUUAACCUCGAGGUGACAGGCUCAGGAACUGCCACACCCUCUGGAACUCUUGGAACCGCCCUGUAUACGGCGGAUGAGGCUGGCAUUUUGGUGAACAUCUACCAGACAAUUGCUAGCUAUCUUGUGCCUGGUCCUGCAUUAUACAGUGGAGCUGCCAAUAGCUCUGAAUCUGCUGUCCCAGCUGCAACAACCGUAGCUGGCGAAGUUCCAUCUAGCAGCGCUGCUCCAACAUCUGUAGUAGCCACCAGCACUUUACCAGUAUCAGCUGGCAUCAUUGCCCCAGCUGGUUCAUACCCAACUGGAGCACCCUACAGUAACAGCACCGCAACAAGAACCAAGAAGACCAAGUCUGCUUGCAAAGCAAAGACAAAGGCCAGUACAGCUGUUUCCGUUCCAACAUUCGCCAGCAGCGUCACCAUCCCAACUGCCUCUUCCACACCAACAGCUGGAUCAGACGAGUCAAGCUCUACAAUUGCAAAAUCUGCUACGACCUCCUCUGCCACUUCAAGCAAGAUUCCAUCCGGUACAACUCUUGACACAGUCCUCGCUUGGAUCGCUUCCUUCUACACCGAGCACAAAGAUACAGCGUAUUCUGGUGCAUCUGUGGCUCGCCGUCAACAUGCUCGUGCUAUUAUUCCUCGACGAGUCCCACAAUAG